Messenger RNA from Vidua chalybeata, 1998 nucleotides. RefSeq names its product potassium channel tetramerization domain containing 6 (gene KCTD6). The transcript has 5 exons. Gene Ontology annotation, molecular function: protein binding. NCBI's taxonomy places the organism in Eukaryota, Metazoa, Chordata, Aves, Passeriformes, Viduidae. Gene Ontology annotation, biological process: protein homooligomerization. The record is from RefSeq and is a predicted model, not a curated record. Bases 569 to 1282 code for a protein of 237 amino acids.
UGUGUUUUCACAGAUGCAGACGUUCAUCUGACUCUUAAAUGCUUUCUUUGAAUUUCAGCUUGCAAACUGGUUUGCAGCUCUGUUCUGGGAGAAGCCCUGCUGGAGUUAGUGGCGCUACCUGUUGCAGCAGUGUUGCUGAUAAACAGCCUUGUAAUCCUCUGAGUCAUAACAUAUGAAAUAAGAGUGAGCGUUUUAUAAAUGCAGGAGUAGCUGUGUUGGCAAGCUUGUCCCUGCGUGCAGUCCAUUGGUGUGUGACACAAGGACAGAGCUGGCUUGAGGCUGCCUGUGCUGGAGGAUGGAUGGAGUGUCUGCCCACCCCCACUGAUGAUCACUGUGUCCCAUUCAGGAGGAUUUAAAGCAUCAUUGAAAGGGCACAUGUUAUGAAGGGUGUCCAUCCUCAGCCUUGCUCUAAUGUGGUUGACUGCAGAUCUCUUCUGUCAUGAUUACUGGUGAGGUUUCUGGCUGGCUGCAUCAUUUCACUUUCAAGGAGAUAAGAGGAGAGGAAUUGUGUAUCCUUUCAGCAGCCUUCUGUUAAACUUGGAAUACCACAGCUCAAGCACGUGAACAGAUGGAUAAUGGAGACUGGGGAUAUAUGAUGACUGAUCCAGUCACGCUAAAUGUGGGUGGACACAUGUAUACGACCUCCCUCACAACUCUAACGAGAUAUCCUGACUCAAUGCUCGGGGCCAUGUUCAGGGGAGACUUCCCCACUGCCAGGGACUCUCAGGGCAAUUACUUUAUUGACAGAGAUGGACCACUUUUCCGUUAUGUUCUUAACUUUUUAAGGACCUCAGAGCUCACUUUGCCACUGGACUUCAAGGAGUUUGACCUGCUCCGGAAGGAAGCAGACUUCUAUCAGAUUGAACCCUUAAUUCAGUGUCUUAAUGACCCCAAGCCGCUGUAUCCUGUGGAUACCUUUGAGGAGGUGGUGGAGCUGUCCAGCACCCGGAAGCUUUCCAAGUACUCCAACCCGGUGGCUGUGAUCAUCACGCAGCUCACCAUCACGACGAAAGUCCAUGCACUACUGGAAGGCAUUUCAAACCACUUCACCAAGUGGAAUAAGCACAUGAUGGACACCAGGGACUGCCAGGUGUCCUUCACCUUUGGGCCAUGUGAUUACCACCAGGAAGUGUCGCUCCGAGUCCAUCUCAUGGAGUACAUCACAAAGCAAGGCUUCACGAUCAGGAACACCAGAGUCCAUCACAUGAGCGAGCGUGCCAAUGAAAACACAGUGGAACACAACUGGACUUUCUGUAGACUGGCACGGAAAACAGAUGACUGAUUCUGACUCUGCAGGAGCCACUUCAGUGAUUAGCAACUUAAUUGGACAGUGAACCCAAGAGAGUCUGGAUUUUGACUAAAGCAACAAUAUGGGCUUUUUUUAUACGACUAUUUAUUGUUUAUCAGUGAGGACUGGAGGAGUUUCAUUCUCUAGCAGCUCUGUUCUUUUGUCCAGUUCAGAAAAAAAACCGUGCAUGUGCCUGUUCAGUCAAGACACCUUUUUGUUUGAAAGAGGGAGUCCGAAGAAUCAGUACAAUAGGGUAUUCUGUGUCAUUAACACAAUUCUCUGAACUCAACUCAAAGUGCUAAAAUUACCUCUUGUUUAAAUGGUUUCUAAUCCAUCUAAUGCUAUGACACUGGGAGCAAGAAACAAAAAAGAUUUUAAAAUGCAGUUGGGGAGAAGCUGCUAUUGUGUAGACUAAUUUAGUUUCUAAAUCAAUAAACAGUAUUUUAAUGUUCUAGGAAAACAAAUCCCACCCUUUAAAAGUACUUGGUAAGUACAGUUUCUUACAGUUAUGACAACUGUUUCUUUCUAUGCAUAUAAAUCAAGCAACCAAAUAUUAUCUGUAGCCAUGGAAAUAUGAUUACAAAUAUUUAUAAUGGAUUCUAAAUGCAAAAUGUCCCUGUGGUAGAAUUCAUAUUUUUAAUGCCUGGUGCAAUAUUAUUCCCAAGUGUAAUGCCUGCCAGAAGAAGCUAAUAAAAAUGUGACAUACAGAA